This is a messenger RNA of Pyricularia oryzae 70-15, 381 nucleotides long. RefSeq lists its product as uncharacterized. Bases 1 to 381 code for a protein of 126 amino acids. The record is from RefSeq and is a predicted model, not a curated record. NCBI's taxonomy places the organism in Eukaryota, Fungi, Ascomycota, Sordariomycetes, Magnaporthales, Pyriculariaceae. The transcript has 3 exons.
AUGCCGGCGAACUCGUAUGAUCUACUCCGCGGCAUGUUACAGCAUGCUGCGGAUGCUCGGAUGAGCGCCAUCCCUGAUGAAGACUCUCUAUCCGAGGAUGAAUCCGACGAUGAAUCCGAAGAUGACGACCUGGAGCAACUACCAGCGCUACCCGAAGUUGAUGAGCUAUGUGACCGGCUCCUGGGCCUCACGCCCAGAGAAGAAGUCGACAAUACAUUCGGCUGUGCUGACGAGGUCACCAAUCCCGGGUCGACUAUCCGCAUGGCGCUGGUGCACUCGAUAAUCAACAACUUCGCUGGGCUCAGAGAACAAGAGCCUGGAAAGUCAAAGAACCCCAGCGGCCAUCAAAUCAUGACAUACCGUUGGAAGCUGGCUAUCUGA